This is a messenger RNA of Erpetoichthys calabaricus (reedfish), 15456 nucleotides long. RefSeq names its product Kv channel interacting protein 3a, calsenilin (gene kcnip3a). NCBI's taxonomy places the organism in Eukaryota, Metazoa, Chordata, Cladistia, Polypteriformes, Polypteridae. The transcript is spliced from 8 exons. Gene Ontology annotation, biological process: regulation of potassium ion transmembrane transport; negative regulation of transcription by RNA polymerase II. Gene Ontology annotation, molecular function: RNA polymerase II cis-regulatory region sequence-specific DNA binding; DNA-binding transcription repressor activity, RNA polymerase II-specific; potassium channel regulator activity. The coding region runs from base 1154 to 1861 and encodes 235 amino acids. Gene Ontology annotation, cellular component: nucleus; voltage-gated potassium channel complex. The record is from RefSeq and is a predicted model, not a curated record.
AUUAUUACAACCAACUUAUGUGGGAUUUACUCAUGAUGGAACAGACAUACCAAGUAACUCUUCUCAAGUGUUUGCGAGUCCUUUGGAUGUAUGCACAAUAUACAGUGAAUUCUGCUGUCACGCUCUUUUCCCAUUUGUUUCCAAUUAGAACCUCAAUUGUAAUCGGAUAAAUGCAUGUGUAUCCUGAGAAACUAUUUUAAUUCCUCUUUGCUUGCACUUACUCACUUAAAACAUUUUGUUCUGAAGAGACAUUAUUUAUUAUUAUUAUGCCCUGAGACUAGAGACCCAAGUACUCCUUACUGCCCCCACACAUUACAGCUGUUCAGAGCAGACAUUACAAUAUGUGCUGUCUGUGUGCAUGCCCCACACUUUCAAUAGCAAACUCCAGUAUUUCUUUCUCAUUUUGACAUUAGUGCUUUUUUUAUUUAGACUGUAAAUUAAACCUCUCUACAAAAAUUACUUGUACAAAAAUUUGUACAGAAAAUUAAGAAUAACUUGCACUAUGAAAAGAUUUUUGAGUUAUUCUUUGUGUUUAAUAUUGGUAGAGUAAUUUCAACAAAAGAUCCCCAUGUAUGAUCUGACCAGUGUUUUAAAGGGAUGUCAAGUAUGAAUGUGGUGGAAGUGUGAUACUAGCUGGGAAUGGUGGCUAAAAUUGAAUAGGCGUGGUUUUUGGGGGUCAGACUGGUAAACUAUGAAAUAUGAAAGGAGAUAAAAAAGAAAAACUGCCUUCUGCCAACAAUGACUAGGAAAGAGACUGGCUGGAGGUGUUUAUAAACUCCUGGGGAGCCUUUGCUCACAGUAAGAUGGCUUUUCAUCCUCAAGGCUUGCCAGCCAGUGGAGAAGCAGAAGGCGGAGGGGAAGGGGGGAGCAAGAGUAACGGGGAGAGAGAGAGAGUCAGAGAGAGAAUUAUUCUUGAUCUCUUGUCACUAGUUCACUUGCUUGUUUAAACAUGUUGCUGCCUCUCUUACUCAACAGAGAGAGAGAACGAUGGAGUGUAAGGGCUGAUUUUGGGCAUAUCAGUUAGUUCCUGCCAUCUGCUAGAAUCAUUCUGGAGUGCUUCACACUUUGUCAUUUCUCCUGUACUGGGGGACAAGUCUCUUUUUCCUUUGUAAAAUUCAUCUAAGCGCUGGACGGAGAGGGAGGGUAGAGGGCAAUGAGAGGCAGAAGCGGCUCAGAGUCAGAAGGCUUGCAGACGGUGGGAAUCGUAUGUCUGGUGUGUAUGUUUCUGAAGCUCCUGCACAUUCUGGGGCUCAUUGACCUCACAGAUGAAGAUAGCAGCGACAGUGACCUGGAGCUUUCUACUGUGCGGCACCAACCAGAGGGCCUUGAUCAGUUGCAGGCACAAACCAAGUUCACAAAAAAAGAGCUUCAAUCACUCUAUCGCGGUUUCAAAAAUGAGUGCCCUAGUGGACUUGUGGACGAGGAGACGUUCAAAACCAUUUAUUCCCAGUUUUUUCCACAGGGAGAUGCAACCACCUACGCACACUUUCUGUUUAAUGCAUUUGACAUCGACAGGAAUGGAUCAAUCCGAUUCGAGGACUUUGUUAUUGGUCUGUCAGUGCUACUUCGAGGAACAGUCAAUGAAAAGUUAAACUGGGCUUUCAACCUCUAUGAUAUUAACAAAGAUGGCUACAUUACCAAGGAGGAGAUGCUUGCAAUUAUGAAGUCCAUCUACGAUAUGAUGGGACGCUACACAUAUCCAAUUGUAAGGGACGACGCCCCAUUUGAGCAUGUGGAGAAGUUUUUUCAGAAAAUGGACAGAAAUCGGGAUGGAGUGGUGACAAUUGAUGAGUUCAUAGAAACUUGCCAAAAGGAUGAAAAUAUCAUGAACUCUAUGCAGCUGUUUGAGAAUGUGAUCUAGAGCAACUGCACCAAACCAACAUCAAUGCCUGUCUUCUCCAUCGUCUUUUGUCACAAACAGACUGAACAUUUUCUAUAAAUAUUCACUGUACUACCCACAGAAAUGAAACCAUAACUCUUACUGAUACCACCAUCAUCAUCGUUGUCACUGAGAGAGCUGGGUACUCUGUAAAUCAUAAAUAUGUGCUUUCAAACGAUUUUCAGCCUUCAUCCCAAGACACCAAAUUUCCGAAACUUUGCCAACCUCAGCCUCCCAGCCAAAUCAGAAGAAAGCAACUUAACCUACGAGGAAAUUGUAGUUUUGCUGCUAAAUGCACACGAGCACAAUUUACUGAUAAACAAUCAUGAUAGAUGACGUAUGGGGGCCAAACUCAAAGUAGAGCUGGGUGGCUACUCCCUGGAGAUUGAAUAGCACAAUUUCAAGUUGCCAAGCACUUUUGGAUAUUGGUACGAAGGUUCUUGGAGUAUUCCCAUCCAAGCACAAAUGUUUAAGGUUGUUUUUUUUUUUUUUUUUUUUUUAAUACUUGAUGUUUUGCAUGUUUUCAUUGGGGAUGGGAUUUAGGGUAGGAGUGAUGAUUUUUUAGUGUUCUCUGCUGUAUUUCCCACAUUGCAGCCUGGCACUUAGUCCACUGAGCACCUUGAAAUAAGCUUCGUAUGUCAAAGCGAUGUAGCCCUUGAACUGCUCGGGCCCUGUUCUUCCUGCACUGUAGCCUCAGGCAUCUCCAAGCAGCACAGCUCUUUGGGGAUAAACAGAUCCCAUCCAGUGAAUGAUAAAUCAUUCUGUUUGCAUUUAUAUACUUCAUUACUAGAGCCUAUAGAAUGGUUUGCGGUCACUGGGCCGGUAUUACACGGGUGGCAGCCAUUGCUCUGUAGUUAAUAUUUAUUUUUUGACUGAUGCUGCAAACUCUGCAAAAUAUGCUUGUGCAUGGGUCAAUCUGGCAUGGAGGUAGCUGGGGUGGCACUGAUCUGAGAACCACACUACUGCAUGGUAACACUCAUUUUCAGCAUUUGAAUAAUCGGAAGAAUCAGCCUUAUCACUUCAGGUGAAGUCAUCUCUUAGUUAACCCUUUGUGCAAGAAUAACAUCAUUAUCCAGGGCAACUUGCUGACUGUCAUUCUGUCUCCAUCUCUAUGCAGACAGAUUUGUCAUAAAGCUGCAUUUGAGUCUAUACAUUAAAAGUUUCAUAAACAUCAUGCAAGUUAGGGUUUACAAAUCUAUGCACACUUGAUGAAAAAAUCUGUAAACUCAAAAGAAAACUUUUCUUGGGAAGGUAUUUUGCUUUUUAGUUGGGUGUGGCUGUACACAGAAAUUUCAUAACAAAUGCUAAUGAUUUUGUUUAUAAAAAACCCACAGAAAUAUCAGAUAGUAAAAUUUUCACCUCAUUGAUCAAUGAAUUUAUCCCAUUAAAUACCAAGUGUGAAUGACUUUCUGCUCCUAAGACCUCUUAGUCUCCUAAUGUACAAUUGAAAAUAACUCAAAGUGAUAAUCAGAAUUCACACAACUGUCAUAGACUUUUACAUGUCUGAAUCCAAAUGAAAUUAUAAAUAGGCCGGUAUAAAAGAUACCAAAAACUGCUAUUUUGUAAAGCAACUUUUAGUCCAAGAUGGUUAAACACAGAACUAUAGUACAAAUGAAAUAUGAUUAAUACAUUUGUUAGAAUUGUAUCACAUGCAAGUUAAGUAACUCUCUCAGGAUCAUUCCAUAAGUCAGACGCAAGGAAUGCCCCAGAAGGCUCUAUGUUUCAUGUCCUACUUCUUAACAACAUAAAAAAGACACUUACUUAAAAGGCUUCAUGUUAAAAUUAUUCCCAAAGAAGUAAGCUGAAAUGGAACGAUAAUAUAAUUAGAUAUUAGCACACAAACAAUUUUACUGAGUACAUUGCUGUCUCACACUAACUGGGAAUGGAAUUGAGCUCGGCCCCUGGGGCUGUGAAGGAGCAGCACUAACCACUGUGCCACCUAAGGCAAUAUUAUGAAUGCUUUCAACAAAACAGAUAUUUAGACUUUCAUGAAAAAUUGCAGGAAUUUUAUUUUUUUAACCUUUAAAAAUGUAUCACUAGCAAUCACAUCUUAUAAGUUGGGGUUAGAGUCAAUGUUCCCUCUAAGCUGAGUGCGUGAGCGAUCGCUCACACGAAUUCAGAGUGUCGCUCAUACUUCCCGCACAAUCGCUCAUUCCGACGGCGUCGCUCAUACUUAUCGCACGAUCGCUCACUCCGACCGUCGGAGUUGGUGCUCAUAAAUUUUUGGCUUAAACAAAAUGUCGCUCAUAAACAAUGUUUUUUGCUCACUAUAUGCUACUCCUUAGAGGGAACAUUGGUUAGAGUUACUGUCUAGAUCAGUGGUUUUCACCCCUUUUGAGAAGUGGAUCGUUUUUAAAUUUAGUAACUUUUUAUGGAUUGGAGACAGGCUUUGAGUGACUUAUUUUGUUGACAUUCGAUCAAAGGUCCUUCCCCUUUGGAGUUUCUCAGUCUUUUUAAAAAACACAUAGGAGUGAGUUGCUUCCAGAUUUAAUACAGGAUGUACAGCUUUUUGUGGACCAGUAGUAGACAACAAAAGCAUUAAUAGAAUAAACACGCCUGGCAAAAUCUUCUACAGACCAGUGCCAAUCCAUGGACUGGCAGUUGGGUACCACCAGUCUAGGUCACAAAAUUCAUAUUUCCCAACAUGUUGCAAAUCUGUGUGAUAGAUAAAGAAGCUAAGCAACAAUUUUGGAAUUAUCAUGAUAUUGUUAUUAUAAAUCAGUAAGUAACAAAACCACAUAGCUGUCUCCCUUACAAGCAUUAUCCAUCCUUUGGAUGAGACGUUAAAUCAAAGUCAUGAUUGUCUGUCGUCUUUAAAGAUUCACUGCCAUCUUUCAAAGAGUAGGGAGUAUACUGAUGUCUUGGCUAAACUGCCCAUUACUGCCUUGUCCAUUCUGGUCCCCUAUUAAUUCCCUGUCUCUAACUGGUUACUGUCUCCCUCAUGUUCACCACAUAAUUACUAAUGUGUGGUCAGCAUUCCGGUGCAAAAGUGGCUGCUAUUGCAUCACACUGGUGGGUGCUACAUAUUACUGGUGAUUGAAAUGGCUUCCCCUCCCACCACUUUUGAGUACUGAGAAAAGUAUUAUAUAUGUAUAUGUUUAAUUAAUAUUAGUAUUAUUAUUUUAAUCGUAAUUGUGUCAUGUUUGCAUGGGUUUGCACCCAAACCAUCCAUAAAAGCUUACUGAUAAAUUGGUUCAUGCCCACUCAUGGACUAUCACUUUGGACAGUGUAGGUUUAUGCUAUGUUGGAACUGGGACUGUUUUUCUGUGUUUACACAAUUACAUGCAUGGAUAACAAAGCAGUAAUGGCACAAAUUCUUGCAGGUGGACUAAUAACAUCUGAACAUAUUUUAGAUAAGGUAUGUAAACUGACUUAGUUGUUAUGUAAAUAGAUUGAACUUUCAAAACAGACCUGUUUUAAAUAAUUCCCAUAUUAUCUUGACAGCUGGGAACAGGCCCAGCAGCAGGGAAAUAAAUUACAGAGGGACAUCCUAAUUUUUUGGUUACAGUGUUAGUACUCUAAGUGAAACUUUGCCUUUGCAAACAAUGCCAAAACAACUCCAAUAAUUGAACCUGUGCCACUAUGCCACCAAGAUGAGACACUGAACUUAGUUAUAACAAUAGACUGGUCAAUAGCCUAUACAUCAACAAAAAAGUAAUGUUUACAUCAACCAGUCUUUGAUAACCAAUAUAUAAUAAAAUUAAAUCCUUGUAAAAUUAGGGAAAUAAGUACAUAACAUUCAUCCAUCUUCCUAACUUGCUUAUCCAGGACAGGGUUGUGGGGCACCUGGAGCCUAUCCCAGCAAUCACAAGGUGCAAGGCAGGAGCAACAACUUGGACAGGGCCUCAGUUCAUUGCAAGGUGAAUACACACAUGUGCACACACAGACACAAAGUAGGGCCAAUUUAAAAAUGCUAAUUCACUUAACCUGCAUAUCUAUGGACUGUGAGAGGAAAUCAGAGCACCUGGUGUAUAUCCACAAGGAAUAUACCUUGAGUAUACACACUGGGAGAACAUGCAAACUCCAUAGUCUCUGUAAUUGUGUGUGAGCACCGUUACCACUAUGCCACCCCAAAGUCCAUACCAUUACAGUAAAUCUGACUAAAAGAAGUUAAACAUUAAAAUCGCACAUUCCUAACAUAUUAAACUGGACUACACUAACAAAACAAACACACACACCAAUCAUUGAUAAUAAUAUUAACCAUAGUUAAUCAUUUAUCAAUAAAAUUGUAGACUUCUUGUACUUGAAUAAAACACUUUCUUUCCACUCCAGUAGUACUAGGGUGUUGUACUGUGUUAGCCAUUAUGAAUGUAGUGAGAAGUCAAGCAAAAUGACACCUUCACAUCUUGCCUGAAGAAAGGGCCUGAGUUGCAUUGAAAGCUUGCAUACUGUAUUGUAAUCUUUUUAGUUAGCCAAUAAAAGGUGUCAUUUUGCUUGAAUUUCCACUCCAGGAAUGUAAAGAGUAAAUUCAGUCGGCCUGGUUAUAAAUGCUGUGUAACAGUUCCAGAUUUCUGACCAGGGUACUUUAUGUACGACCUAUGCACGUUCGCCCUUGUGUUAGCUAAACGGCAGCUCUACAAUAGACCAAAGCAGAUGUGCGAGUACAAGUGUUGAUUAGAUUAGAUUAUUUAUUUAUAAAAGCACAUUUAAAACAACAGAGUUUGCACCAAAGUGCUGUACAAAGAAACAUUAAAGUAAACACAAUGCAAACAAUCAUGCAGAAGCAGACUAAUAAGACAACCAAUUAUGACAUCCACCACAAUCCCAUUAUACAUAGUGAAAGGCGGAAGAAAACAAGUAGGUCUUAACCCGGCUUUUAUAAACCUCGAUAGAGGAUGAAGAUCAGAUGUAAAAAGUCAAGUCAUUCCAAAGCCUAGGAGCAACAACUAUGUAGUGCCCUGAUCCCCACUGCGACUCGAAGCGUCUGUAGUUUUCGACACCAACGAUUCUGAAUUGGAUUGAAUAGGCUGAUGAAUUAGGUCUACGUUUAAGAAUCGUGCUUCGUACAGUAUGUGUUUAGAAAAUUAGUUCUUUACUGUAGAGAAUAAACUCACACAUGUUCUGCUGUUUCAAAGAAUUUUGAAUAAUAACAACAUAGCAAACGACGGAAAAUUUGAGACUGCUGUUUCUUACACCGAUGCAAAAGCAAACCUGGAAUAUUACGUUAACCUUAAGGUCGUCGGUUAUGGGAAAUUUGGGCGAGUUGGUGCUAUCGUUCACUGUCCGUGCAAAUGCCGACUGUCAAUUUCAGAAUCAGAGUUUAGAGCAGUCUGUUACGUCUGGUUUAUUUUUGUCAUCUUUGGAUACCUGCCUUUGUGGUUCCUCUUACUCUUUUCACAGCGACUAAAAAACAGCCGUAUUAACACAGAGAAUUCAACUACAGACAGCGAUCUUACUCAAUCGCCCAUUCUCACCUUAUAAGGUGCCAGUUUCUUAGGGUUGUGCUGCCGGUUCUCACUCUGAAGCCACGCACUUUUUUCCCGCCUGGUACACGGGCAGCAGUAGCAUCAUGGGUAAAUCUGAAAACGGAGAAUACGACACCAAAGCAUUUGGAGCUGGAAUGAAGACGGUUGGUUGUCGAGUGACCAAUCAAAAUUUAUUUGGAAAUGAUCUAAAGGUUCAAAAUGGCUGGAAAAAAAACAAUGCAGAUUGGUAGUUUAUUUGCGCUUCUGUCUUUAUCGAGAGUUUGAGGUAAGGAAAAUGUACUGUAAUAUGUUUUAAAUCGGGGAGAACUUAACCAUUAUGCAAGGGUUGGCAAACGCCGAGGAACCCAAAGUAGUUCAGGGUCCCACGAUAGAAUUCAUUCAGUAACUUUUUUUUUAUUUCAAAUAUAAUUACACUUGCGAUUAUAGCUGUUAUUUUCAGUGGCCGUCUGUCAAUGUGGGGCUCCCCCGCUCAAUCCAGACUACAAUAGACUAUUCCAUGUUACUACCCCAUUACCGCGCCGUUGAAAGUGAAGCCAGGCUGAAAGAGUAAACUUACAACAUGACUAGGAAAAGAGGCUUAUAGUGUAGCAGGGUCAAUCACGUAACAGUAUGUUCUACAAAAAACAAGUUCAUGACAAGAAAAUGACAUAUAGUUACCAAGGUACAGCAGAAAAACGAAAACAAGGAGGAAAGAAAAAAAGUUGCAAAGGUAAUUUAUUUUCAAGUACAAUAGCCAAAGAAAAAAAGAGCAAUUGGAUAAUGCGUUGCCACUCUCAAGAGUAUCAAAUACCCACCACCACUGCGCCAUAUAGGCCUACUGUACUUCUGAUUGUAAGAAUGAAAGCACCACCUUGCACAAUCGGGGGUUGGCAAAGUAUGACCUAUGGCUGCUUGUAGAAGUAUCUUAAUUCUUAAUACCUCAUGUGGUGCUCUUAAAAUGAUGCUGCAGUUUGCAUGUGUAAGCGUAGUACGUUACCAAGCGGUGUCAUCCAAAGAAAGCAAGCUUUUGCCAUAGGAAUUGGGAGAGUCUGCCUAGGAAUAAUUGUCAAUGUUUUAAUCUGGUUGCUUGCCAUUCUCAUGCAUGCUUUUUAAAAAAGAAUAUUAAUUUGUGCGUGGUGAUUUUAUCAACGAUGGAUUUCGUUGGUAACGGCACCCUGAAAGCGCAACUUGGCAAUCCUCCGAAUACCGGUCCCAAAUUAUUUAACAACUCUUUUCCUAUCGAGUGGACAAUAUUUAGGAGCGGGAGCAAUAAGGUUAGUUAUAACCAGCUUACUUAUUUAAAAAUAUAGGUUGCGUGGACUGUUCGCCAGUUACUUGUCGACCUUUCAGUGGCGCAACUGCCACAAACGCAAUCUUUUCGGCAAUUAUAUGCAUUUGCUCAGCGAUAACUACAACAUUUAGUUGCUCCGUGUUGAACCGUUACCACUAAGAGACGUUGCAGCUGUUGUGCUGGAAUUAAUACAAAAUAUUGGAAAUACAUCUUGCAAUAAAUGUUUUUUCGCGGCUUUCAGUGUAGUAUUGUCCACUCGAUAGGAAAAGAGUUGUUAAAUAAUUUGGGACCGGUAUUCGGAGGAUUGCCCGCAACUUUAGGUGUCCCUGUAGCUCUGUACAUAAAUUAACAAAAAGAGCGCCGUUUUACAAAAGUAAAUGUGCGCAGGUUAAAAGCAGAUCUAUAGAAAUGGAUUAUUUCCGUACUUGCCAGACAUGGCAACUCAAAUUGCCAUCGUUCGUCAUGAAUUUGAAUUUUGAUUUCAGUACUCACGUUUUUCCAGCUCCUUUUGCUUUUAAUGUGGACAACGUGCCAAAUGUUUGGCAGCUGAAAGUAAUUGCACUCCUGGGCUACAGGGCAAAUUCAAAAUAAACUUACAGAAGUUUCUUUUCGUGAUUUCAACAGACUUUACAUUGCUUAGGAUUUUUUCCCCAAGGCUUUGCAAACAUACUGGCAUGGCAUUAUUAUGUGGCAUCACUUUCAAUCGUGUGCAGUCUUUUACCAAAUAAAAUUGCUACAGGUAGUAGAAUGUAUAGAAGCGUACUGACAGAUAAUCGUCUUUGCAGUAAAUCGUUCCAGCAUUUCAUUUGGCAGUAACCAUUUGUGCAGAAGCAAACAGAGCAGUGGCAUAAAAUUAAUGUUAAAAAUUAAUGUUUGAGCAUUGCUCUUAAUAGCUUUAAAUAAAAAGCUUUAUAAUUCAAAUCUUUUUUCAGAACUAUUUUAAAGAAAAUGUUUGAGAUUAACACAUAUGCGAGUUUGCCUGAGUUCAUAGACACACCUAGAUUUUAUAUGGACCACUGCAUUAUUAACAAUUUGUCAUACUUCCAGAAAUGUUUGUUCACCCCUGCUUUAUACUAAUAAAAACAGAAAAGUGUUAUCAGUGGAAUUUAUGAGGGCCCCAUUCCUAUUUUUACAUUAGGCUUCCAAAUCAUUAAAUCUGUCUCUGUUUUAAAUUAAUUCAGAGUAAUUAUUACAAUUUGUAUUUUGUGAGUUUAUUUAUGAAAAAUCUAAAUUUCUUUAUUAGUAAAUGUUCAAAAUACAUAAAUGUUGCACUCUAUCAUAAUAAUACCACAUGAAAACAUAAAAAUAUAAACUGAUGCAGUAAUGGUUUUUAGUGGGAGAUUUUGAAAUUUCAAAACUUUGUAGAGCAUGAUGUGUUCAAGAUAGCUAAACAAAAAUGUAAUUGUCUCCACAAGUUUUUUUUGAAGAUUAAGUGUGUCACAUUUCAGCAAAAGAUAUUUCAUGCGGACAGACAGACAUGGCAAUGGCAAUAGGUGCUUCUUCUAUUAUAUCUGAACACAACAAAAAGGCAAAUACUGCUAGGGCAGAGUAGAACUACUCAAUGCCUCCAGAGUCCUGGUUCAGUUCCAGUUCUAGUCAUGUAUGCAGUUUACAUGUCCUUCCUAUGUCUACAUAGGUUUUUCCCCAGUUGCACCAAUUCUCCUACCACAUACUGUAAAAUUGUGAGUAUGCGAUUGACUGAUGCUCCAUUUAAGGCUGAUUCCUGCCUUAUAUUCAGUACUUCAGGAUAACACCCCCAAACCAAAAAUAAAUUUAAUUAAUCCAUAAAUAAACUAUUCCAUGCUGAAAAAUAAGGUUAAACACACACCCAAAGAAAACCCUAAAAAGAAAAUGGUAUUUUUUCACCAACUUCACUGGCCAUCACAUGUAAUAUGAGAGGAUUGUGAUGCCUGAUUUCAUAUUGUAUGACAGCCUAAUUGUAAGAUGCAGAAUGUCUUCCAUGUUUGAAAUUUCAGUUUACUGUAUUGUAGUGGACACAGUCUUACAAGCUGAUUUUCUGAUGGCACCAUCAAAUUUCCCAAAAUUCAUUGUGCAGCAUCUGCAGUGUGAGUGUGCGCAUAGCUACAAUAACAAUUGCAUGUCCCAGAAGGUCAUGAAAGCAUUUCAUUACAACAUGAAAAAAAUGAACACCAUGUUUUAAAGUGACAGUACUUUAACAGGAUUUGAAUUUGACUUUUUUAUGAACAGUUAUAACAGCAGUGAAAAAUGAUUGAUAUUGCAUUUCAGUAUGUUGUAGUAUAGUGGCUGGACAUUGUACAUUGAGUAUUGCUGUUGUCAUGCUAAUUAUCAUCUUUUUGAUUUCAAAACCUAUCACAUAGCAACACACAUGCAAAUAAAUGGCCAAUGACAAAAACAUUUAUGGAAGAACCUGAAAUUAACACACAAUGGUAAAUUGCAUAGAUUAUGUACCUCCUGUUCUCUCUGUAAAAUCGCCAGACCAUAUUGUGUGCACCUUCCCAACUAUCUGCAUGUCCAGUUGUGCCUUUUUCUUUUCUUUAUAGUUUCACAGUACAGCAUGAGUCAGUAUUGCAGCUCUUUUCUUUGUUGACAUUUUGAGAACCCUGUGGCCAUACUGUUUUUUGGAAUGAGUAAAGCUUUAUUGUAGAAUGACAAUGGGUAAAACUGUCUUUUGGGGCCAUGUACACAUAUAGGCUGAGCACCCAUAUCAUAGCGUGUCAAUCCAACCGAACAUGCUCAUACAGUUGGAGCACAUACAAGAGUGGAGACUCCAUCAUGCAGUGUGAGUAGUUGCUUGAUCACACAGUGUAUGCCCAGACUUAGAGUAGUUGACAAGUGCAGAAUUAACUAAGGCAACGUUGUAGACACUAUUCUGUGCUGCUGCCUCCUAGCUCUAAAUUUAUACAUUCAAAUUUUGUGCCAGGCAGUAUCUGUUUGCAAUUUGAACUUAAUCUCUUGUGUUCAUGCGAGUUUUCCUCACAGUUUAGAUUAAUUGACAACACUUAUGAGUUGACUCAUUAUGAGUCAGUGUGUCCAGCAAUGAAGUAUUUGAGUACAGUGCCUGGUCCUUUUGGUUGAUAGGCUCUCUGUCUCCUCUAAUUCUAAACUGGAUUACACUUUGAAAACUGAAUAUUGAUGGAUUAGCAGAAUACUUGCUGCAUGUUUUAUUGAUGAAACAUAUUCAACCACCCACAUUUUUUUUAAAUAGGUCACCUUGUCUAACACACCUUUCAAAUGUAAUAAAGCUUGGAAGUGGGUGUAGCUAUGAUCUUCAUCUCAUAAACAUGCAAAAAUGUCCUCCUACUGCUGUACUGCAAUGAGACAAAAUUUGGAAACUAUGCUCAUUCUGCCUCAAAUAAUACCCAUGAGCCAGAUGUCCUCCUAGGGUUGUAAUUCGGCUUCCUGUAUCUAGUUGGAUUCUUUAGAGCAGUACACUAGCGCAGCAGAUAGGAUUAAACCUCAAUUUGAUCUACAUGCAUGUACAGGCUUUCUCUGGGGAUUUCUAGUUCUAUUUCCUCUGAAAGUGUAAAGAAAUGCAGGUUAAUUUGCCACAUAACAAUGGGUUGGUGCAGGUCAGUUUGGACUAAAAUGGAGUAAUAUUACAUAUGAGAUUGGUUCUUGCUUUGUAAAAUCUAUUGUAGGUUUCUACUGUACUUUACUGAUCAAUUAUAUUAAAAAAAAAAUAGGAUUACAGUAAACCACAAAAAGUGACUUAUAAUGUGUGACUGCAUGCUGUCAAAAUACUAAGCACAUCCUUUUAUUUUUUUAAAACUUGCUUUGCCAGUUACUUUGCCUAUUAUUGGGUUGCAGGGGACAACAGCAGACAGUUCUGUAUGGGGUAUGAGUCCAUCGCGCACAGUAUUUGCAUGCACACACUCACUCAUUCGACAUGCGUGACAGUAAGAUGUGAGAGUAAUAAUAAUAAUAAUUCUUUACAUUUAUAUAGCUCUUUUCUCACUAUUCAGAGUGCUCUCCACACAAGGAGGACCCGGGAAGCGAACCCACAAUCUCUUUACUGCAAAGCAGUAUAAACACUCCAUACAGAGGGGCAGCUGUGCCACUAUUCUAGUAAUGUUACUGCAAAGUUGCAAAGUAGUUAUUUACAGCUGUGAGAUCAUUCCACUAUAAAGUGUGAGGAUACAUACAAUAUUACAAAGUGUUAGGAUAAAAACUGAUGUUUGAAAAAGUUAAAAAAAAAUUCUAUUAUUCAAGUGGAUGUGCUUCAAUAUCUGCCACCGUAUUGUUUUUAAGUCUCUCAGGAAAUUCUAAGCUGUCAUAUGGUAGGGAAUGAUAUCUCCUGCGUUUUGCAAGAAAUGUGCACUUGCAUCCAUUUUAUUAGCAUUUCAGAAUACCAAAGUAUGCAGUUUAUUUCUGGCUCCAGUGAAUAUAUCAUUGGCGUUUUGCAGCCUGAUUGAGGAAAAGUACAUUUUUUAUUCCUUCAAGUCUGAUAAAUUAGACAUGAUAAAAUAAUCUAAUGAACUUCCCAUUCUGCAGAAAAGGUUAAAAACACAACAAUUGUUUUAAGUUUUGCCUCUUAAAAAUUGUUGCUGAUUUACAAAAGACAGAUUCAAGCUUGACUGUAUUACUUAGGAUAUUGGAGAAACAUGAUAUUAACUUUGUUUGAAUUUUGUGUGCUUAAUCUCCUAAUAAUUGAGCUAAAAGUGUUUUGUUGCUGAUUUUAAUUUUUACUCCUCAUCUGAUGCUUUUCGUUUCAGUGUCAAAUAAUUGUCAGCCAGUACCGGUGUACUGCACUUGCCCUGAUGACCAUUUUUCUAUCGCUGCAAUGUUCUGGUGAAACCUUUCAUCAUAUUAGUCACUGACUGCACCAAGAUUAGCAGGGACAUGUUGCACUUGGUGGUUUUGUACACUUCAAAAAUGUUGUUAACAGCUGCAAGAAGAUUGGUGCUUUGUAGUUGCAAAGAAAUUUCUCAACAAUGUACUUGAAUGCCUUCCAUGCCAUUUCCCCCAGUCCCACUAGCUGGCUAAUCUUGUCAUCAGUUAUUCAUGAUAACAUCUGUCCCAAAUAUCGAAUUCACCUUCUUUAUUCAUUUCUUCACAAAAUGUUUCAUCAGUCCAGGUUUUAUACGAAAAGGAGGCAAAAAUGUCUUUGUUAGGUAGACAAGUGGCUUAUGCGCCACACUUUUUUGCCCUGGAGCAGUCAGUUCUUUUGAAUAUCAUGAGACUCUUUAACACGCUUGUCCCUUUUGCCAUACUUGGUAUAUCCAAGCUGCUUUCUUAGUAGCAGGGCCACUGCUUUUAGAUCACACAGAUGUUAAAGUUGUAGUUGUAAUGUAUAUGUAUACUUAAGAAGGGAAAUUACAAAAAUAGAAGAUUGCAAAAAAAGAUACAUGAUAGGAAAAUUAGUAGGUGAAUUAGGUAAUGAGAAGGCCAAAAUCCGUAAGAUACACCUGAAAGUGUUCAGCAAGCAAAAUGCUGUCAAGUUAAAACUGAGCCUGUGAGGUUUGAGACAUUCAAUAUUCAUGUACAUAACUUCAAAUGUCUUAAGUUUGUUUCCUCACAGCUUUUCACUUUAUUUACUAACAUUAAAUUACCAAUGAAUUACUAUAAAUGUUUAAACUUCUAAAUAGUUUGAAGUCAUUUUAGUAUAUUUGUGUAGCCUCCACAUUCUUCCAGGGUUUACUUUUGGAGUUUCUUUGUAAGACUGAACGUUUCAUUUACAUUCCAGCACAAGUUGUUCAGUUGCUUUGCCUGGAAUAGGGAAGGAAUGGGUUAUAUAAAAACAUGAUGGACUUAAGUCUCCACUUUGGAUUGUUUCUGGUAUUACCAUCUCUGCUGAAAAAAGUUCAUUUUGGUUUCCAAUAAUCUCCAGUAAUCUCAAACUGGUGACAUCAGUUUCAGAAACACAUGGAUGAAUCAAUUUUGUGUAAAUGCACUCAAUCAUUUCUUUUGGAUCAUACACAAAUUAUGGAGCUAGUAAUUUUUUAUUUAUCCCAAAGAUGCACUCACUAUUGUGAUGGACCAACAUUAAUAAGUCGCAUUGUCCGAUUUAAGAUCUUGAAGAAUUUCAGUUUUGUACUCAUUGCAUUGUGAAGGUGGCAGCUUAAAUUUCAUACAUAUGAUUUUCAAAAAAUGCCAGGACUCUGUCUGCCAGUCAUUAAUCCAUCCCAAUUACUUAACCAGCUUACUACAUUUGAUGCUUAUGGAUUGCAUGUGUGUUCCGUGUGACAGUUAGCCCCACAGAAGCAAUUUUUUGAACUUUCUUAGUUGAACUUGAAGAUGUGGACAGUCAAUUGUAGAUCUCGCACCUUGAUCACCCCUUCCAUCUUUUAUUCACUUUAUAUGAGCGGUAAUUAAAAAAUGCAUACACCUAAGGCUAAGGUGUGGCCUUGAGCCAUAGUGGGUAAUACAAGGAGGAGAUGAGGAGCUCAGUAUACAAGCAAACUCUACAAAGUACUGCCCUGCCAGUUGCUAUUUGUUCUCAGGAGGGGAAAGCAGGAAAGUGCUGGUCACAACCUGCUCCCAUUUCAAACAGAACUUGCCAUGAACUGUGUCUUGUUUCGAAAAAGAUGUUGAUCUUCUUUGUGAAAGUGUAUGGAAUGUAGAGGUGAAGUAAUAUCAACAAUUUCUAUACACACACAUAUUACAUAUAUAUAUAUAUAUAUAUGCAACAUAGUGACCAAGUCCCCUACAACAGAUCAGAUGUGUGCUUGUAUGACAAAGGUAGAGUUUCUCAAAUUCAUGUUUAACUUUGGCUGUGUCUUCUACCAGUAAAGUAUUCCCUACACUUGCAUGCUGACUUCUUGAGUGGCCAUGCUUUUUGUUGGUCAGUUGCCUCCCCAAAAUUCACUGCCACUAUAAAGACUUCUGUUGCCUCUGGCUGCCACCCCAUUAGGUGAUAAUCUGUAACUGUAUAUUUUAAUAAAAUAAAAAGGCUAAUUUCC